UAGUUAUUGAGCCUCAGACUCUCGGUACUCUUUUGUACGGUGCUCUCACACCCAAAUUCCUCCAAUGAUCCACAGGGCUAAACAUGGAGCUCUCUUUCUUUCUUCGAGCCUCUUCAAAAUCCUCAAUUCAUCUUCAUUUUCUUUAUAUCCAAAGCCUUAUUUCACCACCCCGAAACCCACUCCAAGAAGACCCACUUCACUCGCUGCACCAUUACCCUCACAAAUUUCAGACACUGUAAGUUAUUCUGAUGUCAACUUUAUCUGUUCUUUACUUUCUACCCAAACUCAUGAAUCCGCAAUAAAUCUUGAUAAUUUGUUAGAGGGUUUCAAAGGAAAGUUGAACUCUAAUCUUGUGCUUCAAAUUCUGAUGAACUAUAAGCAGUUGGGUAGGAUUAAGACCUUGGAAUUCUUUUCUUGGGCUGGAUUGCAAAUGGGGUUUCAGUUUGAUGACUGCGUGGUUGAGUACAUAGCUGAUUUCUUGGGUAGGAGGAAGCUUUUUGAUGAUAUGAAGUGUCUUUUGGUGACGGUUUUCUCGUAUAAGGGGCGAGUUUCUUGCAGGACAUUUUCAAUUUGUAUAAGGUUCUUGGGUAGGCAAGGGAGGGUUAGAGAAGCCCUUUGCUUGUUUGAGGAAAUGGAAUCAAAAUUUAGGUGUAAACCUGAUAAUCUUGUUUACAAUAAUAUGCUUUAUGUGCUUUGCAAGAAGGAAAGGUCUGAGGAAUUGAUUGAUUUUGCGCUUAUGAUUUUUAGGAAAAUCAAAGCGCCUGAUACAUAUUCCUAUAGUAAUAUUCUUGUUGGUUUAUGUAAAUUUGGUAGGUUUGAGACUGCAUUUGAAGUUUUUGGUGAAAUGCUUAGGGCUGGCCUGGUUCCUACGCGGUCUGCUGUGAACACUCUUGUUGGGCAGUUGUGUUUAUUGAGUGCAAAAGAGGGAGCUGUCGAGAAAGUUAGAGUGAAAGAUGCCUAUAGACCCUUUACCAUUUUAGUUCCAAAUGUGGGUGCUAACAGUGGUGCUAUACAGCCCGCAGUUGUAGUAUUUUUGGCAGUUCAUGAGAUGGGUUUGUUACCAAGUGCAUUUGUUAUAAACCAACUUAUUUCAGAACUCUGUAGAUUGGGUAAAACGCAAGAAGCUGUUAAUGUGUUGAAGGUUGUUGAGGAUAGGAAGCUGAGUUGUGUGGAAGAGGGUUUUUCUGCUGUCAUACAGGCUUUAUGCGAACACCGAAUGGUAGAGGAAGCUAGUUAUUUGUUUGGGAGAAUGCUCUCCCGUGGCAUGAAGCCAAAGUUGGUAGUUUACAAUUCGGUUAUUUCAAUGCUAUGCAAAUUAGGGAGUUUAGAUGAUGCUAAACGGGUUUUUGAGAUUAUGAAUAAGAAGAGAUGCCUUCCAGAUAAUUUGACCUAUUCUGCAUUGAUUCAUGCUUAUGGUGACACUAUGAAUUGGGAAACUGCUUAUGGCUUGUUGAUUGAAAUGUUAGGAUUGGGCUUGUCUCCACAUUUUCACACAUAUAGUUUAGUGGAAAAACUUUUGAGGGAACACGGGCAGUUGGAUUUGUGUUUCAAAUUGGAGCAGAAGUUGGACUCUCAGAUAUUGCAGAAGCUCUGUAAAGCAGGUGAACUAGAGGCUGCAUGUGAGAAGCUAAAAUCAAUGGUUGAAAAGGGUUUUUAUCCAUCAGGCUAUGUAAGGGAUGCUUUUGAACAUGCACUUCAAAAGUGUGGAAAAUUGAAAAUGGCUCAUGAAUUGCUAGAGAAGAUAGAUGGACGACUGCAAACCUGAUGAAAUAAAAAUAAGAAGCUCUUAAUAAGCCAUCAACAAGAAGUGAUUAUCGGAAGAAUAUUGUACUUGAGCUAUGCUAGAUUGUUCAUUGCUAGGGGCGAGCAAGAAAAUGGAAACCCGAACCUCUCGACGUCACCAAACAUAAACCAACUGACUUUGUUGGUUUUUGACAGUCGAUUCGGCCUUAACUCUUUAAGUUUUGGGGUUUGGUGAUCCAAUGACACUUGAGUUGGCCAGCGUCAAAUCAGAAAAUCCUCGUGUAUGUUUGGAAAAAAAAAAAAAAGGAUCAAAAUGGAAUUUCUCGUGCUUCUAAUCAUUUGAAGUCGUUUUGAUGUAGCCCAGUUCCUGAUGAGAAUGCAAUCAAGGUUAUGGAAUUUUCUAAGGUGACAUGCUUUUCAUGGCAUGGCUCACUCAAUAGUCAAUAUGCAUUAAUGGGAAACUAACAUAGCAAUGCAUGUGACAUGUAAGGCCUCGAUUUCAAUUGGCCCGUGUCAAUCACCCUCAAUGCCAAUUAGGUUGCAUAUUCCAAUAUGGUGUGAGGAAAGGCUUACCUAUUGUUGAAGCAGAUUUUCGGACUGUCAGACUGACUACGGGUUCUUGCAAAGCAGAGAAAAUGAUCAUCGAAAAACUGCCGGUCCUCGAGGGAUUGGGGAUGUUUCAAUGCUAAGUCAGUAAAUUUGUUAAGAGGAAAAAUUGAAUAAAAAUAUUUUUAAGGAGAGACUUCUGAAUAUGGUUUAUAGAUGCUUACCACGCGGCGGGUUUAAAGCUGUUUGAUUAUUUUUAUGUAGUGUGGUGCUUGAGUGGGACACAAAGUAAAUUUAUUGUUCCAACACC
Messenger RNA from Alnus glutinosa, 2599 nucleotides. Its product is annotated as pentatricopeptide repeat-containing protein At5g65560-like. The transcript has 4 exons. Lineage: Eukaryota; Viridiplantae; Streptophyta; Magnoliopsida; Fagales; Betulaceae. The record is from RefSeq and is a predicted model, not a curated record. Bases 65 to 1765 code for a protein of 566 amino acids. Gene Ontology annotation, molecular function: protein binding.